Colias croceus (clouded yellow) is the source of this 852-nucleotide messenger RNA. RefSeq names its product leucine-rich repeat extensin-like protein 3. Lineage: Eukaryota; Metazoa; Arthropoda; Insecta; Lepidoptera; Pieridae. The record is from RefSeq and is a predicted model, not a curated record. Bases 1 to 852 code for a protein of 283 amino acids. The transcript is spliced from 2 exons.
AUGGCACUAGGCUUGGCACAAGCAAAUGGGCAGUACUACGCCUCGCCGUACCCUGCGCCACCAGCUUCGUACUGCGGAUGCUGUUCACCACCAAUCCCGCUGCAGGCGCCUGCACCAGCUCCCAUCUACGUCACCCUCCCCGCGCCCCCGCCUUUAACCGUCACCCCCCCGCCCUUACCACCUAUGAUCAUCGAGUUACCCCUCCCUCCACCACUAACUGUGACCCCUCCAGCGUCUCCGCCCAUGUGUAUAACGCCACCAGCUCCUCCACCGAUCACGAUCACGCCGCCCGCGUCCCCGCCAAUCACGGUCAACCCGCCCCCGCUUCCUCCCAUGUGUGUCACACCCCCGCAGCAACCACCUAUGUUCGUUAGCCCGCCAAUCCCGCCACCGAUCUUUCUAGAACUUCCUUUGCCGCCACCGAUUGUGAUAGAGCUGCCAGCGCCGCCUCCGAUCGUUGUGCAACCUCCGCCUCUGCCGCCUGUGAUGGUACAGCCGCCGCCGCUGCCGCCGAUGCCCGUGCAGCCGCCGCCUCCGCCUCCUAUGAUGAUCAAUCCUCCUCUACCACCACCGCUGUGCAUUCAGCCGCCUCCACCAAGUCCGAUCACAGUGCAGCCGCCGUGUCCGGAGCCAAUGUACGUGCAGCCGCCGCCACCGUGUCCGAUUAACGUGCAGCCGCCAGCAUUGCCGCCGAUCCGCGUGCAGCCCCCGCAGCCACCCCCAAUGUGCAUCCAACCACCACCUCUCGAACCCUUCUGCCUGCAGCCUCCUCCCCCGGCGCCUAUCUGCUUCCAAUCCUCAUGCCCUUGUGGGAUGCCGUCGUCGGCGCAACCAACGCCGAUCUAUCUAUGA